This is a messenger RNA of Manis pentadactyla (Chinese pangolin), 2847 nucleotides long. RefSeq names its product ethanolamine-phosphate phospho-lyase (gene ETNPPL). Gene Ontology annotation, cellular component: mitochondrion. The transcript is spliced from 13 exons. NCBI's taxonomy places the organism in Eukaryota, Metazoa, Chordata, Mammalia, Pholidota, Manidae. Gene Ontology annotation, molecular function: ethanolamine-phosphate phospho-lyase activity; pyridoxal phosphate binding; transaminase activity. Bases 155 to 1654 code for a protein of 499 amino acids. The record is from RefSeq and is a predicted model, not a curated record.
GACUCUAGAUAGUUGAUGCCAUGAGCGACGCCCAGGGCAAGGAAACCCAACGAGAGAUCACAGGAGGAAAGGCCCAGCACGGAGGCCGCCGGCGGGCUCGCGAGGAGCGCGCAGACCGAGAGCGGAGCCCCUGGGAGCGCCGCAGCCCGGCACCAUGUGCGAGCUGUACAGCAAGCAAGACACCCUGGCGCUGAGGAGCAGGCACAUCGGGCCCUCAUGCAAAGUUUUCUUUGCUGCGGAUCCCAUCAAAAUAGUGCGAGCCCACCGGCAGUACAUGUUUGACGAGCAAGGUGCACAGUACUUGGACUGCAUCAACAAUGUUGCCCAUGUGGGACACUGUCACCCAGAAGUGGUCAAAGCUGCCCUGAAACAGAUGGAACUGCUCAAUACAAAUUCUCGAUUCCUGCAUGACAACAUUGUUGAGUAUGCCAAGCGCCUUUCAGCAACCCUGCCGGAGAAACUGUCUGUUUGCUAUUUUACAAAUUCAGGAUCUGAAGCCAAUGACUUAGCUUUACGCCUGGCUCGGCAGUUCAGAGGCCACCAAGACGUGAUCACUCUUGACCAUGCUUACCAUGGUCACCUGUCAUCUUUAAUUGAGAUCAGUCCAUAUAAAUUUCGAAAGGGCAAAGAUGUCAAGAAAGAAUUUGUGCAUGUGGCACCAAAUCCAGAUAUUUAUAGAGGAAAAUACAGAGAAGACCAUGCGGACCCAGCUGGUGCUUAUGCAGAUGAGGUGAAGAAAAUUAUUGAAGAAGCUCAUAGCAGUGGAAGGAAGAUUGCUGCCUUUAUUGCUGAAUCCAUGCAGAGUUGUGGCGGACAAAUAAUUCCUCCAGCAGGCUACUUCCAGAAAGUGGCAGAAUAUGUACACAGAGCAGGGGGUGUGUUUAUAGCUGAUGAAGUUCAGGUAGGCUUUGGCCGAGUUGGGAAACAUUUCUGGAGCUUCCAAAUGCACGGUGAGGACUUUGUUCCGGAUAUCGUCACAAUGGGAAAACCAAUGGGCAAUGGCCACCCAAUGGCGUGUGUGGUAACAACCCAAGAAAUAGCAGAAGCCUUCAGCAGCUCUGGGAUGGAGUAUUUCAAUACAUAUGGAGGAAAUCCAGUGUCUUCUGCUGUUGGUUUGGCUGUCCUGGAUGUAAUUGAAAAUGAAGACCUUCAAGGAAAUGCCACAAGAGUAGGAAAUUAUCUUACAGAGUUACUGAAUGAGCAGAAGAUGAAACAUACUUUGAUAGGAGAUAUCAGGGGUGUUGGCCUUUUUAUCGGCAUUGACUUGGUGAAGGACCAUCAGAAGAGAACCCCUGCCACAACCGAAGCUCAACACAUCAUCUACCAGAUGAAAGAGAAAAGAGUACUUCUCAGUGCCGAUGGACCUCACAGAAAUGUGCUUAAAAUAAAACCACCUAUGUGCUUCACUGAAGAAGAUGCAAAGUUUAUGGUGGACCGACUUGAUGGGAUUCUAACAGUUUUAGAAGAAGUCAUUGGAGCUCAAAAUGAGAGUGCGAUUUCUGAGAAUACUCCAUGCAGAACAAAGAUGCCCAAUGAAGCCCACUCAGAACUGUUCAGCGACGGCACCCCAGACUCCAGAGAAAAUCCCAGCCAAAAGAGAAAUGGAUUGUGCACAGAUAGACAUGCACUGCUCAGUAAGAGGCUGAAGACAUGAGAGAUCAGAAUUUUAAAGCAAGAUAAAUGUCUAGUUAUAGAAAAUUAAUUCAAACGUCUUCAGUUAAUAGCUGUAUUGUACCCUGUAAAGGUAGAAUUUGCAGUUCAAUUAGAAGUGCAAAUAAAUAGGUCCCUGGGUGAUAAGAAUGAGCCGGAUGAUAAUCAAACCAUGUCAAGAUUAUUCACUCAGCCUCUAGCCUGUUAGUGCCAUAGGAGAUUUCUGAAAGUACUUCAUUUAGUCUGCUAAUGCAAAACUGAGUUUUAAGUUGGCAGUUUUAUGCCUCACAUUUUAAUGUUUGAAAUGGGAGAGUAAAUACAAUAGGUUCCUUAACUUUGGACACUUAGUGCCCUAUAACAUGAAUGAAUCAUUCUUUAAUGAUUUAAUUUAUAUCUAUUUAUGGACUAAAGUAAAAUAAAAGAUGAUGUGAAACAAAAUAUUUUUACUAGAAAAGUGUUCACUUUUCUUUUGCAGAGAAUGUUAGGAUUGGGGUGGUAAACACAAAGCCGUUUGGAAAAAAAAUGAUGUAUAGCAAAUGUUAAGAAGUGUAUGAAUAAUUCAGACUUCUGGCAGGGCAAUAGAUCAAUCAUGAUUGAGGCUUUGGAGGCUGGGAGGGACAAGGAGCAGACCCAGAAACACUCAUAACGAUGUUGCUGAGCAGCGGCAGGAGCCAAAGCUCUGUGGCCACGAGUCAGACCUCAGCUCUGUCUCUCAGGUGGUGACACCUCGACAAGUCCGAUAAGAAAUUAACUUUCAACCAAUUACCUUCCUCUUCUCAUCAAGUUUAUUGUCACUUCCACACACUCCCUCACACACAAGAGCAGGAGUGCACACACACACGUGCAUUUCUAACCAGACACUGACAAAGGGGAAUGAGGAAACUUACAACCUCAAAAAUCUCUUCCUUACGUGCAGGUGCCAGUUGGAGGCUAGUAUAUGAACUGGAAGAAAUUUUAAUUUCAGUAUUGACUUCCGGUUAUCUUUAUUGCCUUCCCAACAGCUAUUAAACUUUUUGUUUUGUUUUUUGUUCAUAAGGAAAAGAAAACAAUUUGGCUAUGUCUAUGUUAUGAUAAUUGAGAGGGAUGUUGGGAGGGAAGUUAAUUGCAAAAAGCUUCCUUUCUGAGUUUGUCAUAAAUUAAAAUGCUAUAAAAAGGCAAGGUCUCAUUAUUAAAUUCUUUUUGCUCCUAAAAGUAUAA